Trichomycterus rosablanca is the source of this 2925-nucleotide messenger RNA. RefSeq names its product N-deacetylase/N-sulfotransferase (heparan glucosaminyl) 2b (gene ndst2b). Gene Ontology annotation, cellular component: Golgi apparatus. The record is from RefSeq and is a predicted model, not a curated record. The coding region runs from base 1 to 2670 and encodes 889 amino acids. NCBI's taxonomy places the organism in Eukaryota, Metazoa, Chordata, Actinopteri, Siluriformes, Trichomycteridae. The transcript is spliced from 13 exons. Gene Ontology annotation, molecular function: heparan sulfate N-sulfotransferase activity; deacetylase activity.
AUGGCUGUUGUGAGAAUGCUGACUUGGGGUGUGCGCCAGCAGGGUCUUUACCGCAUCAUUCUGGCUCUUAUUUUCUUUUGCCUGCUCUCCAUGGCCUACCUGGCAUAUCAUGUAAGCAACAGCCCUAAAAUCAAGGAGGCUCUUCCUCUGCCACUCGGGGAGUGUAUAACUGCAGCUCCCAUAGCUGUAAGUCAGCGUGUUCCUUUGUUCCUGCCCUCCCAGCUGAGCCAGCGGUGGCAGGCAGUGAGGAAGCUAGAAAAAGCACGCACAGAGCCUGUAGUCCUGGUGUUCAUUGAAAGCAUUUACUCACAGCUGGGUCAGGAGAUUGUUGCUAUCUUGGAAUCCAGUCACUUCCGCUACCACACUGAAAUCGCUCCAAGUAAGGGUGAUAUGCCUGUUCUGGCCUGGCGAGGGAGAGGCCGCUAUGCCUUAGUUGUCUAUGAAAAUUUACUUAAGUAUGUCAACCUGGACUCUUGGAACCGCCAGCUGCUGGAUAAGUACUGUCAGGACUAUAAUGUUGGUAUCAUUGGCUUCUACCGGGCCAAUGAGAACUCACCAUCAAACGCCCAACUCAAAGGUUUUCCACUCUUCCUGCGCUCUAACCUUCCACUCUGGGACUAUCGGAUAAACCCAGCUGCUCCACUACUUUACAUUACCCGGCCCAGUGAGCUAGAACCCGGCCCUCUACCCGCUGAUAACUGGACCACCUUCUUAUCAAACCACAGCACUUAUGAACCUGUACUGCUUGCUAGCCCUCGAUCUGCUGAGUUGCCCACAAACUCCCUCUUGCACAGGGUGCUGUUGGCUACUGUAAUGCAAGACCUGGGUCUUCAUGAUGGGAUUCAGCGGGUGCUCUUUGGUGCAGGUCUGUCUUUCUGGCUGCACAAAUUGCUGUUUGUGGAUGCAGUGGGCUAUUUGACAGGCAGAAGGCUCAGCUUAUCUCUGGACAGGUUCCUGCUGGUAGACGUAGAUGACAUCUUUGUUGGCAAAGAAGGAACACGCAUGAAGGUGGCUGAUGUGGAGGCUCUGCUUCAUACUCAAAACAAACUUUGUACUCUGGUCCCCAAUUUUACUUUCAACUUGGGCUUUUCUGGAAAGUUCUACCACACAGGUACAGAUGAGGAAGAUGAAGGUGAUGAUACCUUGCUCAGGCACAGGCAGGAGUUCUGGUGGUUUCCUCACAUGUGGAGUCAUAUGCAGCCACAUCUCUUUCAUAACGUUAGUGUCCUUGCAGAACAGAUGAGACUCAACAAGCAAUUUGCUCAGGAACAUGGCAUUCCCACUGACAUGGGGUAUGCUGUAUCCCCUCACCACUCUGGUGUUUAUCCAGUACACAGUCAGCUGUACCAGGCAUGGAAGAGUGUGUGGGGCAUUACCGUGACCAGCACAGAGGAGUAUCCUCAUCUCAGACCGGCCCGCUUUCGCAAAGGCUUCAUUCAUAGUGGCAUAAAGGUUCUCCCACGGCAGACUUGUGGUCUCUUCACACACACAAUCUUCUAUAAGGAUUACCCAGGAGGCCCUCAGGAACUAGACAAGAGCAUUCGCGGUGGAGAGCUAUUCCUCACUAUACUACUCAAUCCGGUUAGUAUUUUUAUGACCCAUCUCUCUAAUUACGGUAAUGACCGGCUGGGUCUCUACACGUUUGAGUCAUUGGUGAAGUUCGUGCAGUGCUGGACUCGUCUGCGCAUACAAACUCUUCCACCAAUGACCCUGGCUGACAAAUACUUUCACAUCUUCCCUGAUGAGAGAGACCCCCUGUGGCAGAAUCCUUGCCAUGAUAAGAGACAUAAAGAUAUCUGGUCUAAAGAAAAGACCUGUGAUAGGCUUCCCAAGUUUCUUGUUAUUGGUCCUCAGAAAACAGGUACGACUGCUCUGCAUGCAUUUCUCUCCCUCCAUCCUGCUAUUACAGCUAGCUCCAUCAGUCCUGUCAUUUUUGAAGAGGUGCAGUUCUUCAGUGGUCCAAACUACCUGCGGGGAAUUGAUUGGUACAUGGACUUUUUCCCGGUGCCCUCUAAUGUAAGCACAGAUUUCCUCUUUGAGAAGAGUGCUAAUUACUUUGACACAGAGGCAGUCCCAAAGAGAGCCGCUGCCUUACUGCCCAAGGCCAAAAUCAUAACCAUUCUUAUCAACCCUGCCGACCGAGCGUACUCCUGGUACCAGCAUCAGAGAGCUCAUCAGGAUCCUGUAGCUCUGAACUACACAUUCCAGCAGGUGGUCACUGCUGGUUCCUCCUCACCUAAAGAUCUGCUCAGUCUGCACCACCGCUGCCUGCAGCCUGGAUACUACAGCAGUCACAUUGAGCGCUGGCUCCACCACUACCAACCCAGCCAGCUUCUGAUUGUAGAUGGACUACAGUUGCGGUUGAACCCAGUGCCUGUGAUGGACAGCUUACAGAAGUUUCUGGGAGUUGUACCCUACUUCAACUAUACUCAAACACUUAUGUUUGAUGAAAAUAAAGGUUUCUGGUGUCAGAAGCUGGAUGCGGGCAGGACACGCUGCCUGGGCAAGAGCAAAGGGAGGAAAUACCCAGAUAUGAGCCCUGAGGUGCGGGCUUACCUGUCGGAGCAUUACCAGGAGUCGAAUAUGGAGCUGGUCAGGUUGUUAAAAAGGUUAGGACAGCCUCUACCCAGCUGGCUUAAAGGUGAUUCCCAUAACUUCAGCAAGAGCUGACACAAGAGUGGGAUGAGAAAUAGAAGCCUGUGUUAAACCCUGCUCUGUACCGGAGACCACCGCACUAGGAGUCACUGCAGGACUGAGGACGGCCGAUUCCCUUAGUCUCCACACACGCUGCACCUUCGACCAGAAUGAGUGGACGCCCGUCGUGUGUAGAAGAGCAAAUUCCAUUGUUUUAGGUGAACCAGAGAGAGCAAAGUGAACUACAGGUUUAUUUAAUAUGAAAAAUAAGAACAAUGGAGCUAGUUUGUU